Messenger RNA from Rhizophagus irregularis DAOM 181602=DAOM 197198, 442 nucleotides. RefSeq lists its product as uncharacterized. The record is from RefSeq and is a predicted model, not a curated record. NCBI's taxonomy places the organism in Eukaryota, Fungi, Glomeromycota, Glomeromycetes, Glomerales, Glomeraceae.
UAUAUAAGAUUUUCUUAGUAACUUUCUUAAAUCAUGCCACCAAAAAAGAAAGAAAUCGAUUUAAAAAAUUUGGAUCUUACCCAUAUUUACACCCCAGAAGAGAUUGAACACAUUAACAAUCAUCUUAAAACUCGUAUUAACUUUGAAAAUGGAAGGCUACUUCCUAUUCCACAAUCUCCAAUUGCUAAUGAGGCUGUUGUACAUGAAAUUUCUAGACAACUUGGUAACUGGAAUGUUGAAACUGGUCAAAAUGGUAUUGUUACUACAUCUCAAGGAGGUUAUAAUUUUAGUGUUAAAGGCCAGAGUAAGAUUCGGGCACCUCAUAUUGCUUUUAUACCCGAAAAUAUUUAUAACUCACUUAGUAAAUUUCAGCUUUUGACUUUUUUUGGCCUACCUUUUACUCCCAUAUUUGUUACUGAGGUUGUAAAUGUUUCAAAGGAAG